This is a messenger RNA of Yamadazyma jaroonii, 1899 nucleotides long. Lineage: Eukaryota; Fungi; Ascomycota; Pichiomycetes; Serinales; Debaryomycetaceae. The record is from the annotation of a GenBank genome assembly.
AUGAGAUGGAGCACAGUAUUGAAAGCUAGUGCAAAGACUAAUCUUGCCAACUAUAAGAAGGCAGGCUACAUACCGAGAGAUAUUACUAGUAAUGAGGUAAAUAGUCGUGGUGGGAAAGGAGUAUUUCGUGGGAAAACUAUUAAUGAAGUUGUUAAACUUUUGAGAUACCAAUUUGAAGGUACUAUAAAAGAUGAAGAAGGUAAUUUGAUCAAAAUGUCUACAAUCACCAGUAGAAAGCUCAUGAAUGAUAGUAAGUUAACUAUGAAUAUCUUCAAACAUUUGAAUGAAAUGAGAAAGGUUGACAAAAGGCCAAUAUCGAGGAUAGUACUUUUCACAUUAUUAGGUAUUAAUCCUAAAUCAUUGACUGAUAAAACUAAAGUUACUAAACAGAUCGAUAACCUUUUAGCUAAAGAUAAGAACACAGAAAGAGCGGUAUAUUUAUUGAAACUUUCAGGAAACAAAAACACUGUUGCCAUGAACAGAGUUAUUGAAUCAACUUUAAAGAAUGGUGAUGUUAAAGAUGCUUUGAAAAUCUUCAAUGAUUGUAAGAAAUGGAAGUAUAAGCCAAACGACCAAACAUUUGUCAUAUUGUUUGAUGGAAUCUCCAAGAACUUAUCGUUCAAAGAAUAUAGCCAAACUGAAGGUAGGAUUUUCCAAACUUUGAAAGACAUGUACGACACUAUCGAAACACCUACGAUUUCAAUUUUCAAUGCCUUAUUGAGUUGUUUGGUAAGAAACUUGAAUGAUAACCAAUUAUCAGCUUGGGAGUUCUUCGAUAAUCUUAACGACUUGAAACCUGAUAAUACCACCUUCACUAUCUUCAUAAGAGGUUUAUGUAAGAACAGAGAUUUCAGGAUUAAAAAGUUGGCUGAUAGGAAUAUUGUAAAAAUGCAAAAGAACAAGAUGGUCUUCCUUUUGAAUAGAGAAUUGGUGACGAACGUUGAAUUAAUAAGUAAGAAACUUGAAAAAUUCGAUAAUGUCUUUAUAGUCAAUUACUUGAAAGCUUUUAACGGGUAUCAUUACAAUACAUUGGGACUCCAACAAUUAAAGGACUGGUGCGAUGAUUUCAAAUUGAUGAGUGACGAAUUAGGACUUAAUUUCAAUGCAAGUAAGAAACUUCAGGAUUCCAAAGACAAGGAAUUAUCUCAAAUGAAUAGUGAUUCCAAGAUACCCAUGAAAUAUGCUGAUGUGGAUAUGAAAAAGAAAACUACAGCUGAAUUGAAUUUAUUCUUGAUUCAAAUCAUUCUUGAAUAUUUAUAUCAAUUAGAUAGGCCAGUUCAAUUCUUAAAAUCUUGUUGGUACUUAUUGAAAACAUACGGAGGGGUGAAUUUCAAGACUUAUCCUACAUUAAAAGAUCUUGAAGUUGAAGUUAGCUACGAAACGCCUACCGAAAAGAUCAUUGAUAUGAAACUAGUUGAAAGUAUGAUGUUCUACAUACAUCAAAUGUUCUUAAAGGAACAAAAGUCAAGUUUGAUAAACAUUCAAAUGCUCAAAUACAUGAAAAGCAGUCGUAUACAACCAACAGAUUAUAGUUAUUUGAAUGUUGUUCAAAUGAUCAGUGAAGAGCUCCAUUAUUUCAUUAGGUACAAUUAUAAUCAAUUGAAAGAAGUUCAAAAGGAAAACCGUGAUUUCAGAAUUUUAAAAGAUCCGUUGAAGAAAGACCAAAUAGAGUACUUGGUAAGGAAUUUGAAAUCACUUCUUGAAGUAGCAAAACCAUUGCCCAAGACCUCCAAGAACAAGAAAUCGAAGAAAGAUAUUGAAGUGCCAAUUAUUGAUAAGAAAAUCACUCAAUCUGUUAAAACCGUUUAUGACAAAAUCUCCCAUUGUAACUGGAUUGAAGUGAAUGACGAAGAUACGAAAAAGUUGAAAGGACUCAUAAAGUCUUUAAAAGAUUUGUAG